UUGCACUGCAGGAAUGAAGACGAUGGCUUCUGAAUUUGCAUUCGUUUUUAUUCUUUUUCUUCAAAUCGCAAAUUUAGCUUAUGGAGAUAGUUGUGGAAAUCGACUGUACAACCCUAGGCUUGAUGUUUGUUGCAACGGAGUUGUAAAUAGGCGAGCACUGGGCACAAGCUGUUGUGGUACUAUGGCAUACAACUCGGAUUUUGACCUUUGCUGUAACGGAGUUGUGACUAGAAACAGAAAGGGCGCAAGUUGCUGUGGAACUAGAGCCUAUAACUCGGAUUUCGAUGCUUGCUGCAACGGGUUUGUAACUCGGAACAGGAAGGGAGCGAGUUGUUGUGGAACAAGAGCGUAUAACUCAGAUUUCGAAAUUUGCUGUGACGGGUUUGUAAAUAACCGAGCCAGAGGCACAAGCUGCUGUGGAACUACUGCUUACAACUCUAAAUUCAACAAAUGCUGCAAUGGAUUUAUUUGUUAAAUAAAGGCUGUUAAAUGCCCUC
This is a messenger RNA of Saccostrea cuccullata (small rock oyster), 497 nucleotides long. Its product is annotated as galaxin-like. The transcript has 2 exons. The coding region runs from base 14 to 475 and encodes 153 amino acids. The record is from RefSeq and is a predicted model, not a curated record. NCBI's taxonomy places the organism in Eukaryota, Metazoa, Mollusca, Bivalvia, Ostreida, Ostreidae.